AUGCAACUCACCUCCAUCAUCGUGGUGUCAACCACCCUACUAGCGGCCCAAGUCCCGGCCCAAUCCAUCCGCUCCAUGAUUCCAAACGUGCCCACCUCGAGCGGCGUGGCCAUCCCCUCGUCCAUGGCAACGGCCUCGCCCUCUAGCUCAAUGGCAGUCGCGUCCAAGCCCUCGAACUACAUGGCUAAUCACCCCUUCCGACCAGCUGUGCACUCACCCAUCCGUGUGCAAGCGUCGUCUUCCAUGCUUCCAGUCGCUAGACCCUCCUCGCACUCGAUGGUCCCAGUCGGGACUCCCUCGGCAUCAUCGAACUACAAUGCCCUUAACCAACACCAGGGUCUCCGGCAGCCGGCCGCACAGGGCCCUGAUCGGAUGUACGCCGUGUCGGAUGGUGGUCUUGCACCUGUUGAUCCAAUGCAGCCUGGUAGUGAUGUUGCGCCGGUGUUGAUCCAAAAGCCCAGUGGAGUUGACGAGGGUAAUUCCUUCUGCAUGGGACAGUGCUACGCUAGUGAGAAAGAGGCGCAUUGUGCCAAGCCAUAUGCUUCGCCUUUAUAUAGAUCGGCCUAUGGUUGCUGGAUGUGCUGCUUCACUCCUGGUGACUUCUAG
Penicillium daleae is the source of this 606-nucleotide messenger RNA. RefSeq lists its product as uncharacterized. The record is from RefSeq and is a predicted model, not a curated record. The transcript has 2 exons. Lineage: Eukaryota; Fungi; Ascomycota; Eurotiomycetes; Eurotiales; Aspergillaceae. Bases 1 to 606 code for a protein of 201 amino acids.